AUGGAAGAGUGUCGAGGAAUCAAGAACGGCCAAAAGUAUUGCACUCGAGGUCUGGAAGGACACACCACGCUGGGAUCCAUUAGUAAAAAGAAAACAAGAACAGCUGCGUUCGCAGCAGUACUAAAUGAGCAAGCAAGGCAAUGGAACAAGAACGAACAAGUCGAGAUUCAAGCCAUUGCUCAUGCAUACAGAAAAACCAGCGCAAGCAGCCAAAUGUGGGCUCAAGUCAUUGGCAACCAAGACCGACAGGACGCAGAUGCUUAUCUCUACGAAGAUGAAGAAGAGAACGACGAUGUUGAUGCGACUACUACGGCAGAUUCAAUCAAACCCGCAGAGGGGUCGGUUUUCAAAAGCCCCGUAAGCCAAAAACGAAUGUUGAGUGUAGAGAGCGCAGCUAUUACCAUGAUCCAGCAAGGAGCAAGGGCGGCAUGA
Messenger RNA from Cylindrotheca closterium, 432 nucleotides. NCBI's taxonomy places the organism in Eukaryota, Bacillariophyta, Bacillariophyceae, Bacillariales, Bacillariaceae. The record is from the annotation of a GenBank genome assembly.